AUGAGUGGCCUCAAGAAGGAUUUCCAUAGCUGGUUCUUCCAACCUCCAAUGACACUGCAGAACAAGGUGGUUUUGCCCUCUGGAGGGAGGUAUACCAUCACCCUCCAGUUGGCAGCUGUGAUGUGCUGUGUGAUGGUAUGUGGCGGGACCCCUGACCCCCGUCAGAGGGAGAUGAUGAUGCACCAGGAGGCCUCCAGGCAGACAGGAGGUCAUGUGCAGCUGACAGGUGCAGAGCAGCGGCUCGACGCACACCUUCGCAAGCUAAAAGAACAAGAGAUGGCUGCGGCCCAGUUCCCUCCUGCCUUUCACUUCUUCAAGGCACGGCCCCUCAUCCAUAAGAGUCCCAUCUUUAGCCUGCUGCAAAGGAUGCCCAAAGGGGCAGCCCUCCACAUCCACAGCUCAUCCCUGGUGAGUGUUGAUUGGCUGGUGAAGAACAUCACGUACAGGCCCCAUUGUUACAUCUGCUUCACAUGGGGCAGGUCUGUACGGUUCGUCUUCUCUAGUCGCUGGCCCUUCCCUACCUGGGACUGCCUCUACUGGCAACUGUUGAAGACCUUGAGAGCCAACAUGGCGGAUCCUACAGACUUUGACUACAGCUUAAUGCAGAACCUCACACUGUUCACUGAGGAUCCAGACACUACCUACCCGAGCCAAGAUGCAGUGUGGGAGAGGUUUGAGAUGGCAUUCGUGGCCAUAGCUGGGCUGGUCACCUACGCUCCUGUGUUUAAAGACUUUCUCUACAAGGGCUUAGAACAGCUGUUUCAUGACAACAUCAUGUACCUGGAACUAAGAACUGGACUAUCAAGGACAUAUGAGCUGGAUGGAAGCAUCCAUGAUAAAGCCUGGUCCCUGAGGACUUAUCAGGAAGUCACUCAACAGUUUGUGGCUGAACACCCUAGCUUUCUAGGAGCUCGACUCAUCAUUUCCGUCCAUAGGCUUCUAAGUGUGUCUGAUGUUAAAGCAGCUGUAAAAGAGGCCAUUCAGAUGCAGAAGGAUUUCCCAGAGUUUGUUGCAGGAUUCGACCUGGUUGGCAGGGAGGACAGGGGAAGACCUCUCUGGUUCUUCAGGGAGGCCUUAUCUCUACCUGCAGAGCUUGGAGUCACGCUGCCAUACUUCUUUCAUGCAGGAGAGACUGACCACGAGGGCACUGAAGUGGAUGAAAACAUUCUGGAUGCCCUACUGUUCAACACCACACGUAUUGGGCAUGGGUAUGCCUUGGCACACCACCCACUGGCAAAGGAGCUCUCCAGGAAGGGAAACGUGGCCGUGGAAGUAUGCCCCAUCUCAAACCAGGUGCUGAAGCUGGUGUCCGACCUAAGGAACCACCCUGCAGCUGUGCUGAUGUCUGAGGGCCACCCCAUGGUGGUCAGCUCUGAUGACCCGUCCCUGUUUGGGACCACUGGGCUUUCCUAUGACUUCUAUGAGGUGUAUGUGGGCAUCGGUGGCUUGAGGGCUAACCUGGGCACUCUCAAGGAGCUGGCCAUCAACUCCAUAAGAUAUAGCUCACUGCCAUCACAGUUGAAGGAGAGAGGGCUGGCCAUGUGGCAGAGGAUGUGGGAUAAAUUCAUCUCUGAGAACUCAGACAGUAAUCCCUGA
This is a messenger RNA of Salvelinus namaycush (lake trout), 1596 nucleotides long. RefSeq names its product adenosine deaminase 2b (gene ada2b). The record is from RefSeq and is a predicted model, not a curated record. NCBI's taxonomy places the organism in Eukaryota, Metazoa, Chordata, Actinopteri, Salmoniformes, Salmonidae. Gene Ontology annotation, molecular function: adenosine deaminase activity. Gene Ontology annotation, biological process: adenosine catabolic process; inosine biosynthetic process. The coding region runs from base 1 to 1596 and encodes 531 amino acids. The transcript is spliced from 9 exons.